Messenger RNA from Pelobates cultripes (western spadefoot toad), 693 nucleotides. NCBI's taxonomy places the organism in Eukaryota, Metazoa, Chordata, Amphibia, Anura, Pelobatidae. The record is from the annotation of a GenBank genome assembly.
AUGGCGACAGUUAGCGCACCAGGCGAGAUAUCUGAACGCCACACAGUCAUGCCAGACUAUGAAGCCAAACUCACCGCUCUCUUCGACGCCUUCUGGGCACAGCUGGAGCACCGGGCAAGGCUGAAUAACCAGAGCACAUGCCAGAGCAAAGAACAAUUUAAGCAACACAACCACCAACGCAUUAUUCCUAAACGGCCCAGGGCCCCAAGAUGGCGCCGCAGGAGGAGAGAUCCUCUGCCUGCAGGUAAACUCAUGGGAGGAAAACCAGCAUCGGAGCACAGCCACAGAGUGCUGGGGACCCCUCGUGCUCCCAAGAGCUCUCCCCACUCUUCUUCCGAGCAGGGAGCCCACCUGAGGGUUACUCCUCACCGCCACCCAUACACCCAGGGGAACAACCGGAAUCCGGCGAAACCUUGGGCCCACGACCCUGGAGAUGGGGUCAAUGGACUUGUGGCAAGGGCCUCCGCUAAGGCCUCGGGCCGAAGACACAGGAUACUCAAGCGAAAUGGAACUGGGAGGUGCACCAGGGGAACCACAACUCAGAGGGCCAAGCACCCGGCGGGUCAAAACACCCACCCUAGAGAAACAGACCCAAGCCUCAAUGGAGCGACGGACCAAGGAGGCAGCCCCCCACAACCAAGUGGACUAGACACCACAUACUACAGCACAACUCCUCCAUGUGGGGUGGGCUGA